GCCGCCGCCGCCGGGGCUGGAUGGGGGGCCGAGGCCAGCCAGUGGCACCCGGAAGAAGGAGACGCGGCGGCGGCGACGCCGACACCCGCGGGACGCGAGUCCCGACCAGCCCGCGAGCUCGAGGAGGCGGCGGCGAGGCCCGGCCCCCGCGGCCGCUGGAGUAGGGAGCCGCCGCGGGCUGUGCCCCCUCAGGUCCGGUCUGCACGCUCGGGGCCCCGCGCUGCGCCAUGUUCAAGAAACUGAAGCAGAAGAUCAGCGAGGAGCAGCAGCAGCUCCAGCAGGCGCUGGCCCCUGCUCAGGCUCCCUCCAGUUCUGCAACACCAGCAAGAACCAGGAACAGGACCUCUUCGUUUACAGAGCAGCUUGAUGAAGGUACACCCAAUAGAGAGCUGCUAGCCGGGAUGAUAGCAGAGCCUGCUUUUCUCUCUGAAUACACUAUCUUUGCUUUGGAUUCCCCCAGGCAGCCUAAAACACAGAGUGACAGUGUGAAUGCAUCUGCCUAUGCCGUGAAAUCUCCUGACAAUGUUAAUGGAAGUGAACCAACCAUUCAUCAGCCAGGCGACACACAGUCUUUUGCACAGAAGCUCCAGCUCCGGGUGCCUUCCAUGGAGUCUUUGUUUCGAAGUCCCAUAAAGGAGUCUCUAUUCCGAUCUUCUUCCAAGGAGUCUUUGGUACGCACGUCUUCCAGGGAGUCCCUGAAUCGACUUGACUUGGACUGUUCCACUGCCACCUUUGAUCCGCCCUCUGACAUGGAGAGUGAGGCCGAAGACUCACUGGGGAGUUCAGACUGUCUCAACAAAGAACAGUUGAUUCAGCGCUUGCGAAGAAUGGAGCGAAGCUUGAGUAGCUACAGAGGAAAGUAUUCCGAGCUUGUUACAGCUUAUCAGACUCUUCAGAGAGAGAAGAAAAAGCUACAAGGUAUAUUAAGUCAGAGUCAAGAUAAAGCACUUCGGAGAAUUGGAGAAUUAAGAGAGGAGCUCCAAAUGGACCAGCAGGCCAAGAAACAUCUGCAGGAGGAGUUUGACGCUUCGUUAGAGGAGAAAGAUCAGUAUAUCAGUGUUCUCCAGACUCAGGUUUCUCUACUGAAACAGCGAUUGAGAAAUGGCCCAGGGAAUGUGGAUGCCCCAAACCCAGUCUGUCAGAUCGAAGCUCAGGUUGAAAGUGUCACUAAAGAAGAGAAUGUGGAGAGUCAUGUGGAACCAGCAAUGGGAGAUGGCGCCUCUGCCAAGACGCUAGAGGCUCUCCAGCAAAGAGUCAAGCGCCAGGAGAAUCUGCUUCAGCGCUGCAAGGAGACCCUUCAGUCACAUAAGGAGCAGUGUGCGCUGCUCACCAGUGAGAAGGAAGCUCUGCAGGAACAGCUGGAUGAGAGGCUGCAGGAGCUGGAGAAGAUGAAGGAGCUUCAUAUGGCUGAGAAGACUAAACUUAUCACUCAGUUGCGUGAUGCAAAGAACUUAAUUGAACAGCUUGAACAAGAUAAGGGCAUGGUAAUCGCAGAGACAAAGCGUCAGAUGCAUGAGACCCUGGAGAUGAAGGAAGAAGAAAUUGCUCAACUUCGUAGUCGCAUCAAGCAGAUGACGACCCAGGGGGAGGAGCUGCGGGAACAGAAAGAAAAGUCCGAGAGAGCUGCUUUUGAGGAACUUGAAAAAGCCUUGAGCACAGCCCAAAAAACAGAAGAAGCACGGAGACAAAUGAAGGCAGAAAUGGACGAGCAGAUCAAAGCUAUCGAGAAAACAAGUGAGGAGGAACGCAUCAGUCUUCAGCAGGAAUUGAGUCGAGUGAAACAGGAGGUUGUUGACAUAAUGAAAAAGUCCUCAGAAGAACGAAUUGCUGAACUACAGACGCUCCAUGAGAAGGAGCUGGCCAGUAAGGAGGAGGAACUGACCAAGAAGCUUGAGUCCCGAGAAAGGGAAUUUCAGGAGCAAAUGAAGGUGGCUCUUGAAAAGAGUCAUUUAGAAUAUUUGAGAAUUACCCAAGAGAAAGAACAGCAAGAAUCUUUGGCCCUGGAAGAGUUAGAGUUGCAGAAAAAAGCAAUCCUCACAGAGAGUGAAAAUAAGCUUCGGGACCUGCAGCAGGAAGCGGAGACUUACCGAACUAGGAUUCUUGAAUUGGAAAGUGCUUUGGAAAAAAGCUUACAAGAAAGCAAAAGUCAGUCAGAAGAUUUGGCUGUUAAUUUAGAAGCUGAAAAAAAUAAGCACAAUAAAGAACUUACAGUCAUGGUUGAAAACCACAAGACGGAGUUAGAAAGCCUGCAGCGUCGGCAGGAGAAGCUGUGGACUGAAAGACUCCAUGCAUUGCAGCAGGAGCAUCAGGCUGCGAUGGAGAAGCUCCGAGGAGAGUGUGAGCAGGAGAAAGCAGCCUUGCUGAAGGAGAAGGAGGCUCUCUUCCAGGCUCACAUCGAGGAGAUGAAUGAGAAGACCCUGGAGAAGCUUGAUGUGAAGCAGACGGAACUGGAGUCCUUGUCUUCUGAGCUCUCAGAAGUGUUGAAAGCCCGUCACAAGCUGGAAGAGGAGCUCUCUGUUCUCAAGGACCACGCCGAUAGAAUGAAGCAGGAAUUAGAAGCCAAGCUCAAUGAACAGAGAGAUCACCACCAGCAGCAAGUUGACAGUAUCAUUAAAGAACAGGAGGUAUCAAUGCAGAGAACGGAAAAGGCAUUAAAAGAUCAGAUCAAUCAACUCGGGCUUCUCUUGGAGGAAAAGGACAAGCAUUUGAAGGAACAUCAGGCGCGUGUAGAAGACCUAGAGGCAGAUAUCAAAAGGUCUGAAGAGGAGGUACAGCAGGCAUCUGCCAAGCACCAGAGCGCCACCCGGGAGCAGGCCACGGCACAUGAAGAGCAGGUGGCUCAGCUGCAGCAGAAGUUGUUGGAUUUGGAAACUGAAAAAAAUCUUCUUACCAAACAGGUAGCUGAAGUUGAAACACAAAAGAAAGAUAUUUGUACUGAGUUAGGUACUCACCAAAUCCAGGUGCAGGACUUAAUGCAGCAACUUAAAAAACAGAAUAGUGAAAUGGAGCAGAAAGUUAACUCUUUAACCCAGCACUAUGAGCGCCAGCUUAAAGACAGUAACAUAGAGCAGGAACAGACAAAGCAAACCUUGAUGGAAAAGGAAAAUACAAUUUUACAAAUGAGAGAAGGACAGAGCAAAGAAAUUGAGGUACUCAAACAGAAAUUGUCAGCCAAGGAGGACAGUAUCAGUCUUCUGCAAGAGGAAUAUGAAACUAAAUUUAAAAAUCAAGAAAAAAAGAUGGAAAAAAUUAAGCAGAAGGCCAAAGAGAUGCAGGAAACUCUGAAGAAGAAACUGUUAGAUCAGGAAGCCAAACUUAAAAAGGAGCUUGAGAACACAGCUCUGGAGCUUAGUCAGAAAGAAAAGCAGUUCAAUGCCAAAAUGCUGGAAAUGGCGCAGGCCAACUCAGCUGGAAUCAGCGAUGCAGUGUCAAGACUGGAAGCAAACCAAAAGGAGCAAAUAGAAAGCCUCACUGAGGUGCAUCGGCAAGAACUCGAUGACGUCAUAUCAGUCUGGGAGCAGAAACUUCAUCAGCAGGCCGAGGAACUUCAGGAGAAACAUGAGAGUCAGCUACAGGGCAAAGAGCAAGAAGUGGAGGAGCUGAAACAAAAGAUGCUCCUAGUUGGAUGUGAAAAAGAAGAGAUGAGCAGGGAGCUAGCGUGGCUGAAGGAAGAGGGUGUGAAGCAGGAGACCGCGUUGCGUGAGUUACAGGAACAGUUGAAGGAGAAGUCUGUUCACGUUGGUUCUCUCACGCGUCAGGCAGCACAGCUUGAAACGCUGGAGGCCGACUGGAAGCAUUCGCAGAAGGAAAAUGCCUUUCUCCAAGAGCAGCUGGUUGAACUGAGGACGCUAGCAGAGAAAGAUAAGCUCAAGAUUUCGGAGCUGACCGACAGCUUGGAAGCCGCAGCUGCAGAAUUCCGGAGCCUGCAGUCUUCCCAUGAAAGAAGUAAGAAAAGCCUAGAAGACAAAACCCUGGAAUUCAGAAAGCUGUCCGAGGAAGUAGCAGUUCAGCUAGGUGGUUACUGUCGGGAAGUGGAAGCCUUAUUAGAAACGAAAACAAAUGAGCUGGUCCACAUCAGCAGUAGUAAAACCAACGCCAUCCUCUCUAGGAUUUCCCAAUGUCAGCACCACACAACUAAAGCUAAGGAGGCACUGUCAAUGAAAACUCGCCAAGUUUCUCAGUUGGAAGCGCAACUUAGGCAGCUAACAGAUGAGCGGAAUACGCUGAGUAGUUCUUUUCAGCAAGCUACUCAUCAGUUAGAAGAAAAAGAAAAUCAGAUUAAGAGCAUGGAGGCUGACAUUGAAGGUCUCGUGGCAGAGAAGGAGGCCUUGCAGAAGGAAGGGGGCAGUCAGCAGCAGGCCGCCUCAGAAAAGGAGUCUUGCAUCACGCAGCUGAGGAAGGAGCUGUCUGAGAACAUCAACGCUGUGACCCUGAUGAAGGAGGAGCUGAAAGAGAAGAAGGCCGAGGUCGGCAGUCUGAGCAAACAGCUGGCUGACGCGAACGCUCGCCUGAGUGCCAGUCUGACUGAAAACGAGGCGGCCCUGUCGUCCCUGCGUCAGCAGCACGAGGAGCAGCAGCGCGAACUGCUGCAGCAGGUGCAGGACUUGUCUCUGACAGUCAGUGCCUUGGGGAGAGAGAAGGCUUCUGCUCUGGAGCAGGCAGACCGCUCGGCCGGCAGGCUCUCAGAGUGCGAGAAGGAAGCACAGUCGAGGUACGCGCAGUAUCAGGAAACUAUUGAAGAGCUGCAGGGGCAGCUUGAGUCGAAAGCAAAGGAAGCUGGUGAAAAGGAUGAGCAGAUACAGGCACUGAAGGAGGACCUGGGCCAGCAGACUGAGAGGUUGGAGUGUUUAAAGGGUGAGGUGGAAGAGAAGACCAAGAUGGAGAAGAGGGAGUGUGACUUAGAGACCGAGCUGAAGAAUCAGACAGCAAGAAUUGUGGAAUUACAGGACCUGGUUACUCAGAAAACAGUGGAGAUUGAGUCCUUAAAUGAAAUUCUUAAAAAUCAUAAUCAACAAAAGGAUAUCGAGCAGAAAGAAUUGGUCCAGAAACUUCAGCACUUUAAGGAGAUGGGAGAAGAAAAGGACAAUAGGGUUAAAGAAGCGGAAGAACAAAUACUAAAUUUUGAAAAGCAGGUGUCUUUCAUGGAAGCUGAACUUGAGACUAAGAAGAAAGAAUUGGAACAGGCGAAUUCAAGUGUGAAAAGCAACGAGGAGGCGCUAAAGGCCUUGGGAGAUAGGCUGGAGCUGGAAAGUGCUGCGAAAUUAGCAGAACUGAAGAAGAAAGCUGAACAGAAAAUCGCUGCCAUCAAGAAGCAGUUGUUAUCUCAAAUGGAAGAGAAAGAACAGCAAUAUAAAAAAGACACAGAAAGCCAUUUGUGUGAGCUGAAUACAAAAUUGCAGGAAAGAGAGAGGGAAGUUCACUUCUUGGAAGAAAAACUUAAGUCAGUGGAAAGUUCACCGCACUCAGAAGCAUCAGUUUUACCCAUAUCAGCAAACAGUGUGGCAGCAUGCACUGCGCGUGGAGCAGAUUCCCAAGGCUGCGUGCAGAAGGCAUGUGAGGAGAAAAUCAGUGCUUUACAGAGAGAUUUAGCUGACAAAGAAAAGCUGUUGCAGAGGCUCGAGCGGGAAAAAGAAGAGACACUUUCCUCUCUUUCUGAAAUGCAGGGCAAAUACCAGGAGCUCCUGGUAAAGGUAGAGCAAGCUGCAGCAGAGAGACAGGAGGCUCAGGUGCAGGCGAAUCAUCUUCAGGAAGAACUCGAGGGACAAAGCAAGAAAUCCUCCUUGAUAAUGUCCCCGCAUGUGGGAGAAGAGGGAGAUAAAAAUGACACGGGGGCAGAGCAGACCUGGGACAGUGUGGCUGGCGAUGUCCAGAAAGCCCUCCAGGAGAAGGAGCGAACCUGUCAGAUCUUGGAGCAAAAGGUAAAAGAACUGGACUCCUGCUUAGGAAGAGAGAAGGAAGUUCAUAGGGCUGAAUUGGAAGAGUUGACCUCAAAAUAUGAAAAAUUACAGGCUUCGCAACAGCAGAUGGAGGGAAAAAAUAAACCCACAGGAGCCUUGGAUGAAAGUGCUGAGCAGAAGUCCAAACCACACGUGGUCCAACCCAGAUCGCCUAGUGACGUGGAAGCCCAGCGCAGUGAGCUGGAGCUGAAGUUAGCCGGGGCAGAGCGCGAGAAGCAGAAGCUGAGCAAGGAGGUCGUGAGGCUGCAGAAAGACCUCCGGACACUGAGGAGAGAGCAUCAGCAAGAACUGGACAUCCUGAAGAAGGAGUGCGAACAGGAAAUGGAGGAGAGAAUCAAACAGGAGCAGGAGGAUCUUGAGUUGAAGCACAAUUCCACACUGAAACAGCUGAUGAGGGAGUUUAACACCCAGCUGGCACAGAAGGAGCAGGAGCUGGAAGUGACCGUAAAAGAAACCAUCAAUAAGGCCCAGGAGGUAGAAGCUGAACUUUUGGAAAGCCAUCAAGAAGAGACAAAUCAGUUACAUAAAAAAAUUGCUGAGAAAGAUGACGACCUGAAAAGAACAGCCAAAAGAUAUGAAGAAAUCCUUGAUGCUCGUGAAGAAGAGAUGACUGCCAAAGUAAUGGACUUGCAGAUUCAACUUGAGGAGCUGCAGAAAAAGUAUCAGCAGAAGCUGCAGCAGGAGAGCGCUAGCAGUGAUACCGUGACAAUUAUGGAGCUACAGACACAGCUAGCACAGAAGACUACUCUGAUCAGUGAUUCAAAGCUGAAAGAACAGGAGUUCAGAGAACAGAUUCACAAUUUAGAAGACCGUUUAAAAAAGUAUGAAAAGAACAUAUAUGCCACAGCCGUGGGGACACCUCACAAAGGUGGCAAUUUAUACCAUACUGACGUAUCGCUCUUCGGAGAACCUACCGAGUUUGAGUAUUUGCGAAAAGUACUUUUUGAGUAUAUGAUGGGUCGUGAGACUAAGACCAUGGCAAAGGUUAUAACCACUGUACUCAAGUUCCCUGAUGAUCAGACUCAGAAAAUUUUGGAAAGAGAAGAUGCUCGGCUAAUGUCUACUUCGCCGCGCAGUGGCCUCUUCUGAGUAAAACGUCAGUCUGUGCGUAGUUAGCCUGUGUCCUGGCUCCGGCCUUCAUCCUGAAGAAUGGGCGAGCGCUGCGUGCGAGGCCGUUCGUCUGCUGUUCCUGGGAGUGAAGCUGUCGUUCAGGGCCCUGGUGCAGCGGGCCGACCGAGGGAGAUCGGACACUGGCCGCAGACUGACGACAGAUUGCUUGAAGAUAGAUGUUACCAGUGGAGACGCGGUGAUAGCUUUUUCUUUUCAGUUUUCUGCUGGGAAGAGUUUUUUGUUGUUAAAAAGAUAUUUUGAAUAACUCAACCUGACUUAUGGGCUCACUUAAUGUUUCUUUCUUCCAUUCUUUUUGUCCCUCUUUUUGAACUGCUUGCCUUUCUUAUUUAUUUUUAGGGUGAUUUUUUUCUCCCAAAGACUUGUGCAAUACAUUUUGAGGUGAAAACUUAGUGGAUUUUUUUCUGAUGAAUCAGAGCAUUUAAUUGACUAUUUUACCCAGAUUAAUUUUUUGAAUAUUUGCUAAAGACUAGUUCUUUAAGCUAUGCCAUAUGAUAAAUCCCAGAUGGCAGUACCUCAUUGUUUACUUAGCUUUUGUACUUACAUUUUUCGGAGGAAAAUACUACUGUCAAUUGUACAUAGUCAGCACCUAACUAUUGUAUGCAAAUCUGUGACUUGGCAAAGUCAUCUCAGAGGAAGAGAUAAAUAAAGUUUAUUUACUAUAUAACAUGUUCUUGUGCUUCUUCCUAAAUUGGAAUUUAUCUUAAAAUUUUUAAGGAUUCCGAGGGGCCGGCUGUGUGGUGCAGUGGGUUAACGCCCUGGCCUGAAGCACUGGCAUCCCAUAUGGGCGCCAGUUCGAGACCUGGCUACUCCACUUCCUGUCCAGGUCUCUGCUUUGGCCUGGGAAAGCAGUAGAAGAUGGCCCAAGUCCUUGGGCCCCUGCACCCACAUGGGAGACCUGGAAGAAGCUCCUGGCUCCUGGCUUCGGAUUGGCGCAGCUCUGGCCAUUGCGGCUAUCUGGGGAGUGAACCAGCGGAUGGAAGACCUACCUCUCCCUCUCUCUCUCUCUCUCUCUCUCUCUCUCUCUCUCUCUCUCUCUCUCUGCCUCUCCUCUCUCUGUGUAACUCUGACUUUCAAAUAAAUAAAU
This is a messenger RNA of Lepus europaeus (European hare), 8172 nucleotides long. RefSeq names its product golgin A4 (gene GOLGA4). Gene Ontology annotation, molecular function: small GTPase binding. The record is from RefSeq and is a predicted model, not a curated record. Gene Ontology annotation, cellular component: Golgi apparatus. Gene Ontology annotation, biological process: Golgi vesicle transport. The transcript is spliced from 26 exons. The coding region runs from base 228 to 7046 and encodes 2272 amino acids. Lineage: Eukaryota; Metazoa; Chordata; Mammalia; Lagomorpha; Leporidae.